UCAUCACAGUCAGGGUUUGUUUUGUCUUUGAUUAGUUCGUCGUGGAAAUUUGUGAAAGGCAGUCGUGUACUAUGUCGGAACCUUAUAAACUUGGUGAUUUAGUUUGGGCUAAAAUGAAGGGGUUCAGCCCUUGGCCCGGCCGGGUAGCCAUUCCUACUCCAGAGCUCAAGCUCCCUAAGAAGGCGACAAAUGUCCAAUGCAUCUACUUCUUUGGAACUAACAACUACGCCUGGAUAGAGGAGAAUAACAUUAAGCCGUACCAGGAGUUCAAGGAGCAGCUCAUCAAGUCGUGCAAGACCGCCGCCUUCAAGGAGGCCGUCAACCAGAUCGAGGAGUUCAUCGAACAUCCUGAGAAAUUCGGUGACUUGGACGACCACGCGCGCAACGCUGAAGAGGAGUUCGACAAGCUUAAGGACGUGCUUGAGGAGGAGGAGACGCGCCAGGCGCACGACGAGCCGGAGGAAGGUUCCUCGCCCGAGGUCAAGAAGAAGAGUGCCACCCCUAAGAUACGUUUGGGCAUUUCAAAGGUGAAGCCUAUAAAACGGUCGUCGUCGGCCGGCACCAAGGGCACGCCCCGCAAGAAGGCAAAGAGCAGCGGCGCGCGAUCCUUCACCGAUUCAGACCUCGCCACCGAGAAGCCCUCGAUGCUCAACCACUCGUUCUCCAAGAAGUCCAGCUUGCUGCAUCGCCCCUCCAACAUUCUGCGACCCGAGACUCCUCCAUUGGACCUGGAGAACGUCUCCGAGACUCUGCUGGAGAAGAACAUCAAGGCCAGCCAAAUGAAAUUCGGGUUCCUCGGACUCGGCAUCAUGGGCAGCGGCAUCGUCAAGAACCUGCUCAACUCCGGACAUAAGGUCGUGGUGUGGAACAGGACGGCUGCCAAGUGCAAAGACUUCGAGAAAGUGGGCGCCACCAUCGCCGUGACACCGUGCGACGUCGUGGAGGAAGCAGACAUCACCUUCUCGUGCGUGGCCGACCCUCAGGCUGCGAAGGAGAUGGUGUUCGGCAACUGCGGAGUGCUGCACUGCCCGACUUUGGAGUCAAAGGGCUACGUGGAAAUGACGUCGAUUGACGCCGACACCUCGCACGACAUCGUCGAGGCCAUCAGCGGGAAGGGCGGCAGAUACCUGGAGGCACAGAUCCAAGGCUCGAAGACACAAGCGGAGGAGGGCACGCUGAUCAUCCUGGCGGCCGGCGACCGCUCGCUGUUCGACGACUGCCAGUCGUGCUUCAAGGCGAUGAGCAAGAACUCCUUUUACCUUGGCGACAUCGGCAACGCGUCGAAGAUGAAUUCGGUGCUGCAAGUGGUGGGCGGCGUGUCGCUCGCCGCGCUGGCCGAGGGGCUCGCGCUGGCCGACCGCGCCGGCCUCAACCAGGCCGACCUGCUCGACGUGCUCGCGCUCACGCCGCUGGCCUCGCCGCACCUCAUCCUCAAGGGCCGAGCGAUGAUCGAGUCGAUGUACUCGACGCACCAGCCGCUGUCGCACAUGCAGAAGGACCUGAAGCUGGCGCUGGGGCUGGGCGACGCGCUGGAGCAGUCGCUGCCGCUGACGGCGACCACCAACGAGAUCUUCAAGCACGCCAAGCGCCUCGGCUACGCCAACCACGACGCCGCCGCCGUCUACAUUCGAGCGCGUUUCUGAUCGCCGGCCGCGAUCGCUGCCAUCGCUGCCAUCGCUGCCGUCGCCGCGCUGUAUCUUUUUGCACCUGAUCUAGACGCGUUCAUGGAUAUACCCCUGGACUGAACGGUACAGGUGACGUUUUAUAGAACUCUUAAGUAUGUGUUGAAUAAGUUUCAUGAGGUUGCGCACGCGCAUAAAGAUGUGACAGAUGUUUUGCUUACUUAACUCUUAAGUAUGAAUGUUGAAUAAGUUUCAUGAAGUUGCGCACGCGCAUUAAAAUGUGACAGAUGUUCUGCUUACUUCACUUCGUUUGCAUUAGACUAUGUGGUAGCUGAUAAUUGAAUAUUGAUGUUUUUCGAACGAUUUUAAUGAAAUCUACUAUUGGUUUAUAGAACGUUAUGUAUCAUGUUGCGACAUCAGUCUUUCUGCUAUCCCUUAAACUGUUGACAGUGUGGCAAUUUUAUAUCUGUAUAUUAUUUUACUCUUUAGUGUACAAAAUUGAAACAAGCCUAAUUUUACAAUAUCCUUUUUAACAGAAUUACUACAGCUGUCAUCAACUAAUCAAUAGUAGAUAUUCAUAAAAUUACAAUACAUAAUACACUAAAUAGCACAGAAAAAUAGUAUGUAUGAUGCAAUCUUGAGCUAUUAUCAUUUCUUUUCAAUACAAAAGCAAUUAACUGCUUUUUUAGCAUAAUAAAGAGUGGAAAUUAAUACUAUUAAUUUGAUCUAUCCCACGUGGUGGUAUGUAAACACUAUUUUCAAUUUAGUAGAGAUGUCAGCAGCGAUGUCUUGUGGCUUUAUUUCAAUAUAUUGCGAUAACAUUGUUUGCCGAUUUCUUCAUUAUUUUAAUAACAAUUGACGUAAAAUUCUACAUGACCAAAUUGUAAAUAAAAUGUAUGUUAGUCCAAAAGAAUAUUUGCAACAUUUAUUGCUUCAUACAUUUAUCAACAAAAAGUGUAGAUAGACAGAUACAUAUUUUCUGUUGUGUUCAGUGAAAUCCAUUUUUGCGGAAUGGGUUUCUUGACUCUAGCUUGUAUAUGAAACGUCCUAUAGUAUAAAUAAAUGUAUUAUGCUACCUUUUAAUAUAAGUUCUUAUGUUUGUACUCAGUAUAUCCCUGGAAUAAAUGGGAAUGAUUUCUGCUCAAGGAAAAAUGCUUGCUUAAAAUGAUGUGGUGGAAAUUAUGUUUCCUUCUUAAUGUAAUGUUCGUAUAAUAUGGUUGGCGCUCGCUUGCGAUACGGCAGCAUGGGCUCGGCGGCUGGAGACGUCUCAAGGGUAAGUUUUGACAAAUUAGAAAUAAUAGAGUAAAUAAUGUACAGUAACUGUACAAUUUUGCGUUUUAAUUGUAUGCACUGAAAAUGUAGUCCUGGCAACACUCUGAAUUGGCCUUUUACUUUGUAUGCCGAUUUACAAAUACAUGUUUAAUUUUUGUCUAAAGAUUUUAAUCAUCAUUAUUUCAUAUCUAAUUUUAGAUAUGGCAAUUUUUCAGUGUUGCCAGGACAUUUAAAAUAUAAAAUCUAUCUCUCGCAGGGAAAUCUAUUUAAUAUAAAUGAAGAUUAAGAAUUUAGUGUUACACAUUAUACAAGGAUAGGUAAAAUAUAUUAAGUAUGAGAUUCUUCUUGUAACGGACUUUGGAACUAUACAACUUAGUUUUUUAUCAAUCAAAAAUAGUUUUAAUGAUUAUUUGUCCUAAUUUUAAUAGAAUCAUUGUGACCUCUUUAAUAAUUCUCCAAUAUCAGUUAGUUCUUAUUUUAGCUUAAUGAAUUGAGCAAGCACAUUUUUAAGUAAAUUAGUUUAUAAGUGUGCGUUUCAGCACUUUAUGUGUAGUGUUAAGGACCAUUAACUUUAAAUGUUAGUACAUACAUAACUUCCAAAGUGUCUUACAUUUGUUGCAUUUAUGUUUGUAUGUAUUGCCACAGUUUGGGUGUAUGAGUUUAAACUUUUAAGAUCUGUUUUGUUUAAUUCAAGAUUAAAUCAGUUACACAAAGCUUUUAUUUUAAAACGCUUCAUAAUAACUGUAAAUUUUUGUAAUUGUUCCUGAAUUAUUUCUUAUACCAAGAGACUAUAUUUGUCUAGCUGUAGUUUAACAACAAAAUUAAGCAUUUAAAAGGGUGUUGUAAAAUAAAUUAAAUGUUGUGUAGCAGACAAACAUAAUACUUAUUUGAUGUGAAAUGUAUUAAAAGUAGUUACAUACAAAAUGCUGUACAUUGGCAACAAAUUGUUUCAUAUUUCAUUGUGUAAAUGACUGACAUGAUCAUAUGAAGUAAAUAAAUAAUUAUAAUUUA
This is a messenger RNA of Ostrinia nubilalis (European corn borer), 3905 nucleotides long. It is a transcript of the gene Ndf, whose product is annotated as cytokine-like nuclear factor N-PAC. Bases 72 to 1643 code for a protein of 523 amino acids. The record is from RefSeq and is a predicted model, not a curated record. NCBI's taxonomy places the organism in Eukaryota, Metazoa, Arthropoda, Insecta, Lepidoptera, Crambidae. The transcript is spliced from 12 exons. Gene Ontology annotation, molecular function: oxidoreductase activity, acting on the CH-OH group of donors, NAD or NADP as acceptor; NAD binding; NADP binding.